CGUACAGUAACGCGGAUGUGGUCUUCCACUCUUCCUAUAUACUACUCCAAUGCACACAUGCAUAGGCGUGUCUGCUUUUGUUACAACAAAAAACUGAAGCAAUCUCCAGAGGUUCAGUUGAUCAGUUCUCUCGGUGGCUCGGCGUUCCGGGGAAGAUAAGACGCACUCAUAACCUCUCCGCAAAGCUAAGGUACGUAUACUAUUCGAUGAAAGCUGAACGAACUCCCUUGCUAUUUCAUGCCGCUUCUACUAAGUUUGUUUAGUUUAUCACUGCUCUUCCCUUUAGUUCAUUACUUCAUUUAUCUGCACAUGAGGGUUGAUGUUAGAUUUUUUCAGAUGCCAAACAAAUUAUUUGAACACUCGUAUCUUCCCCAGGUACUAACCCAGCUUUAAACCAUGAUUGUUUCCAAAAGCCAAGCUUUUUUUGUAGGCAUUUAAUUUCCUUGAGCAAGUAACUAAUUCAACAAGGGAUUCGUUACAUGCUGAGAUAUAUAUAUGAACGAAAUGUUUUACAGUUCUUUUAAUAAGAUCAAACUAUACCUCCAAUGUGAUGGCAAUUGUCUUGUGCUUGCCUAACAUUCCUAGGACUAGGAUCAGGGGAACUAAAUUUUUUGACUUGAUCGAAGAUACUAUUGAGGGACAUCCAUAACCCAGCACUCCGGCAGUGCCUUUUCUCAGCUAUCUUUUGCUUCGGAGCAUGUGUGAACAUUUUUCUGCAUAAUUUUUUUAAGCGUUGAUGUCGGGACUUCAAUUUAGUGUAUAUAUAGAUGUAUACACAAAGCAUAGCAUAGGUGUAUUAUAUGGAAUCCUCUGAAUUAGCUGAUCGUUGCAGUAUCAUGGUUUCUACUUUCUAGAUACCCAGUCCAGGAGUACGUAUGGGAGCGCGCUUCCUACAGAUCGGCCUUGGCCUUGUGCUUCUUCUGGCGGCACAGCACGCCCCUGCUGUUGCGAUUCCUGGCCCAGAAUGCCAAACAAAAUGUGGCGAAGUUGACAUUCAGUACCCGUUCGGCAUCGGCGACAACUGCUCGCUGUCAGAAGGCUUUAAUGCCAGUUGCCAGGAGGUCCAACGUGGUGUCUACAAGCCAUUCAUCGGUAAUGUGGAGCUGCUCAACAUUUCCUUGAUUAAUGGCACGAUCCGGGAGUUGAACCACAUCUCUACGUACUGCUACAACUCCUCUGGUAUGAUGGACCCUGAUACUUGGUAUUACGAUGCAAGCCUUACCCCGUACCGGUUCUCAGAUGUCCACAACAAGUUCACCAUCAUAGGGUGCAAUACCCUCGCCUACAUCUAUGACAGCACCGGUACGGGCUACCAGAGUGGGUGCGUCUCAACAUGCCAGAAUCAGACAGACUUACCAAACGGAUCCUGCUCCGGCAUAGGCUGCUGCCAGACAGCUAUACCCAAGGGAAUGGGCUACUACGAAGUCGGCUUCGAUAGUGGUUUCAACACAAGCCAAAUUAGGAAUUUCAGCCGCUGCAGCUACGCCGUGCUGAUGGAGGUGGAAUCGUUCAACUUUAGCACCACGUACAUCAGCACGACCAAGUUCAACGACACAAAUGCCGGGCGAGCACCUGUGGUGAUGGACUGGGCGAUAAGAAAUGGGACGAUGUCUUUGGGGUGCGAAGAAGCCAAACUGAAUAAGACGGGCACCUAUGCAUGCCUCAGCAGCAACAGCGGGUGUGUCGACUCCAGAAAUGGGCCAGGCUACCUAUGCAAUUGCUCAAAAGGUUAUGAAGGCAACCCCUAUCUUCCAGAUGGAUGUCAUGAUGUUGACGAGUGCAAGAACAGCCCAUGCCCUUCAGGAGGUGCUUGCCACAACACAAUAGGAGGAUACCGAUGUUCGUGCCGAGUAGGACUUAAGUUUUCGGCGCAAAACAAUAGUUGUGACCUUGAUACCAGCCUAAUAAUUGGUGUUACACUAGGCAGUGCUGGUGGCAUUCUGUUUCUCGCUGCACUUGUUGCUGUUCUUACUCGGAGGUGGCAGAGAAUUGUUCAGAAACGGCUUAGAAAGGUAUAUUUCCGGAAGAACAAAGGAAUUCUCCUAGAACAGCUAAUAUCUUCGGACAAUACUGCCAGUGAUGGCACCAAGAUAUUCUCUCUUAACGAGCUAGAGAAGGCAACCAACAACUUUGAUCACACACGUGUAGUCGGCCGCGGCGGCCACGGCACGGUCUACAAGGGCAUCCUGAGUGACCAGCGCGUGGUGGCUAUCAAGAGAUCAAAAGUUAAGGAAAGCGUCGAGAUCGAGCAGUUCAUCAACGAGGUGGCUAUACUCUCCCAGAUCAACCACCGGAACGUGGUGAAGCUCCAUGGAUGCUGCCUCGAGACUGAGGUGCCUCUACUGGUCUACGAGUUCAUCUCCAACGGCACCUUGUAUGACCUCCUGCACCGUGAGCAAAAUGACAUCUUGCUGCAGUUAUCUUGGGAGGAGCGCCUAAGGAUUGCCGUCGAGGUCGCCGGCGCGCUGGCGUACCUACAUUCAGCGGCUUCGAUGGCCAUUCUGCAUAGAGAUAUCAAGUGCAUGAACAUACUUCUGAACGACAGCUACACAGCAAAGGUUUCAGACUUUGGUGCGUCAAAGUCAAUCCCAAUUGAUCAGACACAUUUGGUCACCGCCGUGCAGGGCACGUUUGGAUACUUGGACCCAGAAUACUACCACACCGGCCAGCUCAACGAGAAGAGCGAUGUUUACAGUUUUGGUGUCAUACUUCUCGAGCUAUUGACAAGGAAGAAAGCAAUAGUUGAGAAUGGGAGCUGUGAGAGGCAAAACUUGUCGAGUUUUUCCUUCGAGGAGAUGGGGAAGAGGCCACUCGAUGAGGUAGUUGACAGGGAGAUUUUGGAGGAAACAAGCGAGGAAGCGAUUAUGAGUAUGGCUCGGCUGGCUGAGGAGUGCCUCAGCCUGACACGAGAAGAGAGGCCUACCAUGAAGGACGUGGAGAUGAGGCUGCAGAUGCUAAGGGCCCGUCAAGGCGUUGCUCCGAGGAAGAAGAGGGACAACGAAGCGACCCGUCGUUGUGAAGCAGUGAGAGCCAAAAUGAUCAAUGGUGCCAUUUCGGUGGCUGCUGCUGCUACUGCUAGUCUUCACGGCUCGCGCCAGUACAGCCUAGAGCAGGAGUUUGUGCUGUCCUCGCGCGUGCCGCGGUAGAUUGUGCCGGCAUUACAAAUGGAUGUUUUAUGUAUUCUGAUUUCUUAUUCUUUUGUAUACUGCAAAUAUAAUAAGGAGGAACUUAAUCUUAUUUGAGUGAUUGAAUCCAGCGUUCCUAAUCUUUUAUGUCA
Messenger RNA from Panicum virgatum (switchgrass), 3277 nucleotides. RefSeq names its product wall-associated receptor kinase 1-like. Gene Ontology annotation, molecular function: calcium ion binding; polysaccharide binding; protein serine/threonine kinase activity. The record is from RefSeq and is a predicted model, not a curated record. NCBI's taxonomy places the organism in Eukaryota, Viridiplantae, Streptophyta, Magnoliopsida, Poales, Poaceae. Gene Ontology annotation, biological process: cell surface receptor signaling pathway; protein phosphorylation. Gene Ontology annotation, cellular component: plasma membrane. The transcript is spliced from 3 exons. Bases 876 to 3146 code for a protein of 756 amino acids.